Caenorhabditis sp. 36 PRJEB53466 is the source of this 2401-nucleotide messenger RNA. NCBI's taxonomy places the organism in Eukaryota, Metazoa, Nematoda, Chromadorea, Rhabditida, Rhabditidae. The record is from the annotation of a GenBank genome assembly.
AUGGCAGAAAAGCUGAAAUGUCUGCAAGGGCUCCGCGGAAUUUCCAUCAUUCUGGUGACCGUCUUCCAUCUCUUCCCUCUGCGUUUUGUCAACGGAUUUGUGGGCGUCGAUAUGUAAGUUGCAUUAAAAAUAACUGCGCAAACUUUCUCAUCCACAGAUUCUUUGUUCUUUCCGGAUACCUGAUGACCCGAAUUCUCACGAAAGGGCUUGGCUAUCAGUCUGUCAUCGAGUUUUACAAGAAGCGUUUCAUCCGAAUUGUGCCACUUUACUACUUGACGAUAUUGGCGACUAUCACAGGUUCCCACUUCUAUCCAAUAACACCUCUUCAAUAUUUUUGAAGGUGUGCUCUGCCUCGUUCUCAAAUCCGAAAGAUGCGAUUUCAUACAAGACGUCUUGUGGAGCCUCCCUCUCAUUUCCAACUUCCAGCCCAUUUUCGAGCACCACACGUACUGGCAACAGGUCUCCUCGAUCCGAUAUCUGACCCAUCUCUGGUCCCUUUGCACUGAACUCCAGUACUAUCUGAUCGCCCCGCUCAUCCAUUUCAUCGCUUCUCGCCUCGCUUUUCCCAACCGAAUUCUCGCGUAUUCCGUCGCGAUCGUCUCGUUUUUCUGCUUCCAAUUGCUCACUCCUUUCGAGUAUUCCUACUGUUUCCUGGCCUCUCGAGUCUGGCAAUUCCUUCUUGGAUCUGUGGCUUUUGAAUUGUCGAAACGGAGUGAUACUGUAUUGGAUGAACGCGUAGAAAAGAGGAAAAGGAUCAGAAAGCACUACCUGGUGGACAUAUUUCCCUUUUUCUUCACAGCAAUUCUUGUUAGUUCCCUUGUGUUUCAAUGGCUUUUCGGAGAGAAUGCUACACGGUCAGUGGACUGGACCUCUUCGAGUCUUCAAAAUCUCGCUUCCAUUUUUCAGAUUGACAGUUACAUUGGGUGCCGCUCUUUUCUGUUUCCUAGGUCCUCAACUGGAACAUUCGUAUUUUUCGUAAGUUGUUUGCCAUUCCAACAAACUCUUUUCUAACUUGUUUUCCAUGCCAGAAGCCCGCCGCUCGUGUUCGUCGGCGACCUUUCCUUUGUGAUUUAUCUACUGCACUGGCCAAUCAUAAACUUUGUCAAGUACAUCCAACAGAAAGAUCACACGGAACUCAAUUGGAUUGGUUGGUGCACUCGCAUUCUCUACCUAACUCAUGCAAAAACCUGUUUCAGAAGCUCUCGUCGCCGUUCUCCUCACAAUUUCACUUUCUCUGCUGACCCAUUACUUUUUGGAGGUGUCCUCGUUUAUCAUUCAACUAAACAAACUCCUCUCAUUCAUUUCAGAAAACGACCCUAAAUCUGAACUUUGUCACCAACUUCACUCUCUCCUUUUUCGUUCUCGGAUUGUGCUAUUCUAUGACCAAUUGGCUCCAACUUUAUCAGUGUCUUUCCUUGAAUUCUCUGCCGAAUUUCCUCCAAGAACGAGUGCAAUUCAACCUGAAUACCAGCAAUCUUCUUAUCAAUUUAUCUCGUCUUCCGUGCCACGUAAACGAGAAAAAAGCCAAAUUAUCGAUUGAUAUGUUUGGAAUUGAGUACUGCGCUCAUGUACGAUCUGAACUGACUGGCCGCACAAAAUGUAUGUGCUUUCAGAGAAGCAAUGGAACUGGAAAGGUUCUCGUAAUCGGGAAUUCCGCGUCAAUCCGAGCAUUCCCGAUGAUCUUCAAUCUGUUCGAUGGGCGGUACGAAGAGAUCAGAUUGUUUGCGAAGCACGGAGGGGCUCCGCUUCUGAAUGUUUGGCAGUACUACACGGAUGCAGCAAAGGAAAUGGCCGAGGAAAUGCGACCGGAUGCAUUGUGGAUCAUCCAGGGAGUACAGUAAGUGACUAAAAGGCCGUUUUCGACUUCAGAUGCAUUUCAGCGAAAUUCUGCAUCCCGAUGUGCAUCCUGGGAAGACAUUGAUGAACUUCGACCCGAGCCAUCUCGACGUGGUGGUGACGAAGCAAAUGAACGAAUUCAAGAUGCUGGCAGGGCUUGUGUUCGUGGAUCUUCCCUAUUUUAUCGCCAAAGACUUCCCGGCCAAGCUGAUUGCACGCAGUCUGAUAUACCGGAAGGACAUCGAGGAGAAACUGUCGGUGAGUUUGGAAGAAGUCGAAGAGCAAAUAGGCGAACAGAGGGAGAGAAUCAGGAGUCAGAACUGCUCCAACUGCUACUUCAAUGAUAUUCAGAAGGUGGGAAAGAAUUGACGAUGUUGCAUAAAAUCAAGAGAGAAUUCAGGCUUUGACGAACGGAGAGAAGCGAUAUUAUCUGUACGAGAGAAGUACGUUCAAAGUUUUGAACUACGACGGAGGACACUUGUCACUGACUGCCUACGAACACAUUCGGCCUAUUUAUCAGAGCAGAAUCGAUCAGCUCCUUGAUUUCAUCGCGAAGAGUACAUGA